CUCACACACCUGUCAGGAUGGCGCUCUCGGAGGUCCGUGUCAAGGCGCUGUUCGCUGGACUCCUCUUGCUGUGGCAUGUUGAUGAAGCUCAACUCUCCUCAGCUUUCACCAUAGACCAGGUGAACCUGACGUUGGUCCCUGGUCCUGCGGUGGAGACAGGAACCAACGUGCGGCUGCAUUGCCACGUCCAGGUGAGCCACAGUUCCGAGCAGCGGCUGGUCCACUCCUUCAGCUUCCUGCUCAACCAGGGCCAGGUGAUCUACGCCAAGAACAGCAGCGACAGCCAGGUGGAGUACAGCCUCACCCCCGCCCGCGCCGCCAACUCCGGACGCUACACCUGCCACGUCCAGGUGCUGGAGAAGGAACGGAGCAGCCAAGAGCAGAGGCUCACUGUCUCAGGUCUGAUGACCCCUGUUCUGACGGUGACCCCCCAUGUGAUCUUCGAAGGUCAGGAGGUCAAGGUCAGCUGCUUGUCCCCUAACGAAGCGGGCAGCCUGAUAUUCCACCUGUACGUAAACGGCAAUUUGAUCCGCACGGAAACCAAGUCCCCGCCCGGUGUGGAGGAGGUCAAGGUGAAGUUGACCAAGCCGGGCGAGACUCAGAUCCACUGCAAAAUGAACAUACUGGGGAACUACGAGGCUGGAGUGUCCAACAUUAGUAACGUCGAAAGAGUCACUGUGCGCGAGCUGGAGGUCACGCCCACCAUCAGUUUCGAUCCCCCAUUUGACGCCAAGGGUGACUUCCUCGUGGUCGACUGUGCCGAUGUAAAAUUCAACGACAUACCGAGAGACGCACGUUCCAAACUGGAGUUGUUCCUCACCAAAGAUGGCCGCGUUCUCAAACAGGAAGGCGGAAAGGAAAAGUGUGGCCUGACGUUGCGAACGAAAUCUGGAGAUUCUGGGACGUACGUGUGCAAGGCAGAGAUCGAGAACUUGCAGAAGACUGUGAGUGGCAGAGCGUUAGUGGCAGAGCUCUUCUCAGUGCCGGAGGUGAGAGUGACCCCUUCGGUGGUGUUCGAGGGGGACAACUUCACGGUGUUCUGUUCCGUCCAGCACGUGGCCGACCAACGCGUAAACCAGUCCGUCAUCUCGUACAGGCUGUUCCGGAACCAGCGGGAGCUGCAACGGGGUCAGCGCUACAUGGCCACGGCCGGCAGUGCUCAUGACGGGGGCUACUUUUGCCUGGCCGAGGCCAAAGGGAUCGGCAAGAACAGCACGGAGACCAUAGUCAAGGCCAAGAUGCUGCCCUCCACUCCGUCCAUCAGUGCGGAGGGUGCGGUGAUCCUGGGCAGACCGUUCAAGGUGUCCUGCCGCACCGACAGAGGCAGCCUGCCCAUCACCUUCACGCUCAUGCGAGGUCAAAGGUUAGCGGAGCAGAAGCAGGUGUACGCCCUGUCUGCCCUCUUCAACGCCAGCGCCGUCGGGAGGAAGGCGGAGCUGCAGGAGUUCUCCUGCCACGCCCACAACGAAGCCACGCGCCCCAGAGUCAUCAGCAUGCCACUCUCAGCGCCAGUCAUCGAGCCGGUGUCCAGAGCAAUGCUGACACUGGAGCCCUUCGGGGGUGGUGUUACCGAGGGGUUGGACCUGAAGCUGACCUGCAGCGUCCCCCAGGGCUCUCCACCCCUCACCUUCACCUUCUACCACAGCCCCCAGGGGGCGCCGGUGAGCAGGCAGCAGCAGCAGCUCACCCAGACGCGCGUGCCCGGCACUAACCGCGCCUCCUACACCGUCCGAGCCAUCACGCGCCACCAGGCUGGACAGUACCAGUGCCACGUCGCCAACGUCGCCAACAACAAGAGCAGCUCCGUCAUCCACGUCCACGUGAAACUGGCUGCGUGGAAGGUGGCGCUGAUGACGGUGUGUGUGAUUCUGUUGGUGGCGGCCAUCGGUGUCCUCCUCCUCAUCCUCAUCAAGAGAGGAACCUGCUCAUGCACACGCACCAAGAAGGCCGGACAACUCUCAGUGAAGCCGGCCAAGACCAGAUCAAACGACCCGCAGAGAGUGAGCCUAGUCCUGGAGGAACAGCCAGCACCCAAUGCCACGCCGGGCAUGCUGGGUAGAAGCGUCUGGAGUGAACGCAUGUCAGGCUCAGACUCUGACAGCCAGAGUGGUGAGGAGGACCACAGUGUGGAGGGGCAGCACUCACAGGUUCCCCAGCCCCUGCACAGCGACAUGCCCACACCAACCCCACCUGAGACAGGUGAGUGCACAGCACUGAUGACCAACGGCACAGACACAGAGUACAGCCAAGUACAGACUACUGACGCAGACAUUCCAACACAGACUGAGGGGGCUUCUCUUGAAUACGCCCAGCUGAACCAUAGCGACUCUGAGCCCCAGUAGAAGACCAAACCCAUGUUCCCCACUCCAACACACAGACACACACACACACACACACAGACACACACACACACACACACACACACACACACAAACACACAC
Molecule: messenger RNA, 2441 nt
Organism: Alosa alosa (allis shad)
Lineage: Eukaryota; Metazoa; Chordata; Actinopteri; Clupeiformes; Clupeidae
Gene: pecam1a
Product: platelet and endothelial cell adhesion molecule 1a
Exons: 15
Coding region: 18-2342 (774 amino acids)
Biological process (GO): cell surface receptor signaling pathway
Molecular function (GO): transmembrane signaling receptor activity
Source: RefSeq, a predicted model, not a curated record